GCGGGCGAGCGCCACGCGGGCCCCGCGCUUCCCGCUCGCUCCGCCGGGCCGCGGUGCAUGUUCGCCUAUUGCCACUGUGUGCCGCGAGGCAGGAGGACCAUGAAAAUGAUCCACUUUCGGAGCUCCAGCAUCAAAUCGCUCAGCCAGGAGAUGAAAUGCACCAUCCGGCUGCUGGACGACUCGGAGAUCUCCUGUCACAUCCAGAGGGAGACCAAAGGACAGUUUCUUAUUGACCACAUCUGCAAUUACUACAGCUUGCUGGAGAAGGACUAUUUCGGCAUUCGUUACGUGGACCCAGAGAAGCAGCGGCACUGGCUUGAACCUAACAAGUCCAUCUCCAAGCAAAUGAAAUCUCAUCCACCAUACACCAUGUGCUUUAGAGUGAAAUUCUACCCACAUGAACCCUUGAAGAUUAAAGAAGAGCUCACAAGGUAUCUUUUGUACCUGCAGAUUAAGAGGGAUAUUUUCCACGGUCGACUGCUCUGCUCCUUUUCAGAUGCUGCGUACCUGGGUGCCUGUAUCGUUCAAGCUGAGCUCGGUGAUUAUGACCCUGAUGAACAUCCUGAGAAUUACAUCAGUGAGUUUGAGAUUUUCCCCAAGCAGUCACAGAAGCUGGAAAGAAAAAUAGUGGAAAUCCAUAAAAAUGAACUCAGAGGCCAAAGCCCACCAGUUGCUGAAUUUAACUUACUCCUGAAAGCUCACACUUUGGAAACCUAUGGGGUGGACCCCCACCCAUGCAAGGAUUCAACAGGCACAACAACAUUUUUAGGAUUCACUGCAGCAGGCUUUGUGGUAUUUCAGGGAAAUAAGAGAAUCCAUUUGAUAAAAUGGCCGGAUGUCUGCAAAUUGAAGUUUGAAGGGAAGACAUUUUAUGUGAUUGGCACCCAGAAGGAGAAAAAAGCCAUGUUGGCAUUCCAUACUUCAACACCAGCUGCCUGCAAACAUCUUUGGAAGUGCGGGGUGGAGAACCAGGCCUUUUAUAAGUAUGCAAAAUCCAGUCAGAUCAAGACUGUGUCCAGCAGCAAGAUAUUUUUUAAAGGAAGUCGAUUUCGAUACAGUGGUAAAGUUGCCAAAGAGGUGGUAGAGGCCAGCUCCAAAAUCCAGAGAGACCCUCCGGAGGUGCACAGAGCCAACGUUACUCAGAGCCGAAGUUCCCACUCUUUGAACAAACAGCUCAUCAUUAACAUGGAGCCCCUGCAGCCCCUGCUGCCUUCCCCAAGUGAGCAGGAAGAGGAGCUUCCGCUGGGCGAGGGUGUUCCAUUACCCAGAGAAGACAUUUCUGCCCCCUUGAUCUCUAGCUCACCAGUGAAGGAAGUCCGGGAGUCUGAAAACCCCCCAAGUGAAGAGGAAGAUAAAAUGAAAGAAGAGCCCUUGACCAUCUCUGAACUGGCAUACAACCCAAGUGCCAGCCUGCUCCCCACACCUGUUGAUGAUGAUGAGAUUGACAUGCUCUUUGACUGUCCAUCUAGGCUGGAGUUGGAAAGGGAAGACACAGAUUCAUUUGAGGAACUGGAAGCAGACGAAAACGCCUUUCUGAUGGCGGAAGAAGAAGAGCUGAAGGAGGCUCGCCAAGCUUUGUCAUGGAGCUAUGACAUUCUGAGCGGCCAUAUUCGGGUGAACCCACUGGUCAAGAGUUUUUCCAGGCUCCUUGUGGUGGGCCUGGGGCUGCUGCUCUUUGUAUUCCCCCUGCUCCUCCUCCUUUUGGAGUCAGGUAUUGAUCUCUCCUUCUUAUGUGAAAUCCGCCAGACGCCAGAGUUUGAGCAGUUUCACUAUGAGUACUACUGUCCUCUAAAGGAGUGGGUGGCUGGCAAAGUAAACCUCGUUCUCUACAUGCUGGGCUGCUCAUAAAGUCCAUAUCUCAUAUGACUAAGGGCUAUAUUCAAUACUAGUGAUUUGUUUUUUGUUUUUUCAGCAAAUGCCUGGUUCCGAAUGGUCACGAGCCAUCAACAGGUGUUUCUUAAAAACUUUAAGUUAGCUUUCCAUACUUCACUGCAGCUAAGUAAGUUUAAGUCAAAUGCAGUUAUUUUAGUUAUAGGUCAGGAAGAUGGCCUUCAACCAAAUAUAGGUUUAUUUUUUAGUAUACUACAGACAUACUCUUUAUCUAUUAUAUCAUAAUCCAUAAUACAUUGAGCUGAAUUAGAUUUCCCCCUUUUUUAAGAGUUGGCACCAUUAUAAGGUUCAGAAUCAGAAUUUUAGUAAAAACCCAAGAGAAAGUUUUUGAAUAUAAUCCUUAGUGAAAACAAUGUCCUCUAACCGAUGCCUAUACAACUAAAUUUAUGCUGGGCUUUUGUUUUCUGUUUUUUUUUUAAAACUAUUUUUAUGUGUUCAAAAUAUUUUGGUAAAUUUUUAGCAAAAAAAAAAAAAGAAGCCUCCUGGAGUUAUUUAAGUGUACAGAUUGUAAGACUAAUGCACAAAGGGUAUGUCAGGAAUUUUUUAAUGUUUUGGCACUGGUUUGUUUUUUAAAAUAUUUUUGGCUGAACAACUAUAUAAUUUGUUACCUGUAUAUGAGAUAGAAAAUAGGUAGAAAGACACUGUAGUAAGUAAGCUCUGAAAAUGGAUAAUGGAACUGGAGGAUGUAGAAAGUAAGAACACUCAAGUGGGCAUGGGGUGGUCCGUUUUUCAAAGUGUUUGGACAAGAUGACUCACUACUUUCAUUUGUAUUCUGUCCAUCUAUUUUGGUUGGGGAAGCAGAACAUUUUUAAAAGAAAAAGUUAACAGUUACGGUAGUUAAUUGCCGAUGAUCUACAGUAACGCAAGAAUGGAAGCAGAUGGGAAGGGGGCAAGUGGCCAAACAGGAGUUCUGGUGAGGCUGAUAUGCAAGUGGUGGCAGGCAAAGCAGCUUCUCUGAAAGCGGUGGUGAUGCAUGGUACUGGGUGAUACAAAGAAUGUGUAUUUGCUGUCCGAGUUGACGUGAAUGUGUUUAAGUGGAUCUCAAUAAAAGCGGAGAAACUUUAA
Messenger RNA from Suricata suricatta (meerkat), 2955 nucleotides. It is a transcript of the gene FRMD3, whose product is annotated as FERM domain containing 3. Gene Ontology annotation, cellular component: cytoskeleton. Gene Ontology annotation, molecular function: cytoskeletal protein binding. The coding region runs from base 58 to 1848 and encodes 596 amino acids. Lineage: Eukaryota; Metazoa; Chordata; Mammalia; Carnivora; Herpestidae. The record is from RefSeq and is a predicted model, not a curated record. The transcript is spliced from 14 exons.